Messenger RNA from Scomber scombrus (Atlantic mackerel), 828 nucleotides. RefSeq names its product low affinity immunoglobulin gamma Fc region receptor III-like. NCBI's taxonomy places the organism in Eukaryota, Metazoa, Chordata, Actinopteri, Scombriformes, Scombridae. Gene Ontology annotation, molecular function: transmembrane signaling receptor activity. Gene Ontology annotation, biological process: cell surface receptor signaling pathway. The transcript has 7 exons. The coding region runs from base 1 to 828 and encodes 275 amino acids. The record is from RefSeq and is a predicted model, not a curated record.
AUGGCUUCAUCCCCACCACUGAUGGAAAUCCACCACCACGAUGAUACUACCAUGAUGGCAGAGCAUGUAGGGCUGGAAGAGGCCCUCACAGCCCGCCUGAUACCUUACCCAGCUGAUGUUGUGGCGCUACUGAUUGUACAAGUUCACCACGGUUACUUUGCUCAGAAAGCCGAUGCAGCUUUUCCACGUAUUGUUCCAGACAGACUGCAGUUCUUUCUAUAUGAGAAAGUGUCUGUACAUUGUGAUGAGAAUGAUGGCUUCACUGAAUGGAGGCUGAAGAUGAACCUCAACAAAAUCCACCCAGCAAACUCUGGCUGCCACUUAUCAGCUCCAUCCUGCACCAUGUAUCCUAUCCUUCAGUCACACAGUGGAGAAUACUGGUGUGAAGAUGAAGAGGGUGGAAAAAGUCACGCUGUCAAUAUCUCUGUCACUGCUGGUUCUGUGAUCCUGGAGAGUCCUGCCCAUCCUGUGUUGGAGGGAGAAGAUGUGACUCUUUAUUGUAAAAACAAGAGAACUCAGUCAAAACACAUAGCGGAUUUCUACAAAGAUGGAUCCAGUCUCGGCACCCGGUAUACGGGCAACCUGAGCAUCCAAAAUGUUUCCAAGUCUGAUGAAGGACUCUACAAAUGCAGCAUCUCUGGAGCUGGAGAAUCACCAGAGAGUUGGCUGAAAAUUUCAAAACAAACACCUUAUGAAAAGACCACCGACAGUCCCCACAGUGUCUCUCCUCACCUCCUCACCCUGCGGUGGAUAGUUGUCGGUGCUUUAUUGGUGGCUCUGCUGCUGUGGGUGAUGGGACUACACUGUAGGAAACACAGAGUCAAAUGA